Polypterus senegalus (gray bichir) is the source of this 1576-nucleotide messenger RNA. RefSeq names its product ELOVL family member 6, elongation of long chain fatty acids like (gene elovl6l). Bases 84 to 890 code for a protein of 268 amino acids. NCBI's taxonomy places the organism in Eukaryota, Metazoa, Chordata, Cladistia, Polypteriformes, Polypteridae. Gene Ontology annotation, molecular function: fatty acid elongase activity. Gene Ontology annotation, cellular component: endoplasmic reticulum membrane. The record is from RefSeq and is a predicted model, not a curated record. Gene Ontology annotation, biological process: fatty acid elongation, saturated fatty acid; very long-chain fatty acid biosynthetic process; sphingolipid biosynthetic process. The transcript has 4 exons.
CAUCAUUCUGUGUGAAGUGGCGCUGUAGAGAACGGCGAGUCCAUUCAUUCGGUAGUAUUUCGCCGGUGAAUGGUGCUUUCAUAAUGAUGACCAACGAGAGUCACGACAGCUUGUCACAGUAUGAGUACGACUUCGAACGUAGCUUCGACGAGCGAGAAGCCAUCCAAUGGAUGCAGGAGAACUGGAGCAAAUCCUUUCUUUUCUCUGCUGUCUAUGCUGCUGUGAUUUUUGGAGGUCAACAUUUCAUGAAAGAGAGGCAGAAAAUGGAGUUACGCCGACCCCUUGUGAUAUGGUCUCUUAGCCUGGCGGUCUUCAGCAUAGUGGGUGCCUUACGAUCUGGAAAAUACAUGCUGCACAUACUGAACACAAGUGGCUUCAAGCAAUCGGUUUGCGACCAGAGCUUUUAUAAUGGCCCUAUCAGCAAGUUCUGGGCGUAUGCAUUUGUGCUGAGCAAAGCCCCGGAAUUAGGUGACACUGUGUUCAUUGUGUUGCGAAAGCAGAGGCUAAUUUUCCUGCACUGGUAUCAUCACAUUACGGUGCUGCUGUACUCCUGGUAUUCCUACAAAGACAAGGUGGCUGGGGGCGGCUGGUUCAUGACCAUGAAUUUCAUAGUGCAUGCUGUGAUGUACAGCUACUAUGCAGCUCGUGCAGCAGGAGUACGUGUGCCAAGGUCCUGUGCCAUGGUUGUUACCUCCAUGCAGAUUUCGCAGAUGGUCAUGGGUAUAACAGUCAGUGGAAUGGUCUUUCUCUGGAUGGGAGAAGGAGAUUGCCACUCAUACCCGGACAAUGUGUUUUUGGCAUCUUUAAUGUACCUCAGUUACUUGAUACUCUUUGCAUCCUUUUUCUACCAGACCUACCUCAAGGAUAGAAGCAAAGUGAAGAAAUCCUGAGCAGUGCAGCUAGAAUCAGCAUUUAGGGUGGGCAGGUCAUAUUGCAAAGGCUUCAGUGGGAAUGAGUGAGUGUGUAUAUAUUUAAGUAUGUGUCUGCCUAUAUGUGGUUUAAUGUGACAGACUACUGAGAAAAAGUUGAACGGGCAGGGAUUCCAGAUCCCCUUGUGUGAUUGAACUCUGGCUUGCUUAUAUGUGCAUGUUUGAUUAAAGGACUCUUUGUUAAAACUAAAGUUCAUAUUUUCUUUUGAACAUGUUCGUUGUCUAGGAAAGGAGAGCAGUGAUGCUUAUGCUACCUUUCCAGAUCCUAGUCUUUUAGGAGAUUAUUGUUCUAGAGAGUCAGACUGAAUCAAUAUUGUUUCUUCCUUUUUUUUUUGUUUUCCAAUUUUGGCAGCUCUCCUCUGUUGACUUGGCUUUAAAAUCUGCUGUCCAAUUAAGGCAACACCUAAUGCUCAAAAUGGGCCUUACUGUAAUUGGUUACCUCAGAUUUACUAUUUAACAUCAGUAAUUUUUCAACUGCUUUGCUGCUUUAUGUGCGACAUACUUAAGUCAAAGCUAAGCAAAUGGAGAAGGAGCUAAAUGUAGUAGUAAAUGGCAGGAUAGAAUAUGCAUGUCUCCUGUACUGUGAUUACUCGACUGUCUUUCACAUGCCUUGCAGCCAAACAACUGUUCAAGGUAUAUCAUGUAAA